Messenger RNA from Mus caroli (Ryukyu mouse), 823 nucleotides. Its product is annotated as GLIPR1 like 1. Lineage: Eukaryota; Metazoa; Chordata; Mammalia; Rodentia; Muridae. The record is from RefSeq and is a predicted model, not a curated record. Gene Ontology annotation, cellular component: extracellular region.
GGGAAGACAGAGCCAGUUUAGAGUGUAAUCUCUGUUCUGGCAUAUUCACUAGAGGUAUCCUCCGCAUCCUUCCAUGGCCCUGAAGAAGAAACUUAAUUUUUUAUGGACAUUAGUUCUGUAUUUGAUAGCCACUAGAUUGCCCAAGGCAUUCGCCAAUGAUCUUCCUCGGGUGCCAAGUAUCUUGGAUCCAAAAUUUAUAAAUGCAUUCCUCAACAUCCACAAUGAACUGCGACGCAAGGUCCAGCCCCCAGCAGCCGAUAUGAAUCAACUGAUUUGGGACGAGAAGCUGGCAAGACUAGCGAAAGCAUGGACUAGAGAGUGCAAACUUGCCCAUAAUCCCUGUACUUCAAAAAAAUAUGGAUGUCUUCUGGACUAUGACUUUAUUGGAGAAAAUAUAUAUUUGGGUGAAGUAGAAACGCAACCAGAAGAUGUUGUUAAUAAUUGGCAUAAUGAAAAUACAUAUUAUAAUUUUGUUGAUAAUACCUGUUCUAAAAUAUGUGUCAAUUAUACACAGGUAGUUUGGGCCAAAACAUUUAAAAUUGGUUGUGCAGUUUCAAAUUGUCCUAAUCUCAACAGAUAUUCAGCUGGGCUAUUUGUAUGUAAUUAUUCGCCAACAGGAAACUUCAUAGACUUCAGACCUUACAGGACAGGAGACCCCUGCUCUAUGUGCGGACAGAGGAAGUGUGAGAAUAGUCUCUGCCGUCCCAUGAAUCGGAAAACACCUCACCAGAAAGCAGCAUGCCAUGUACUUGUGCUUGGUUUUAUUCUUCAGAGACUACUUUAACUGUCAUUUCUAUUCAGAAGAAAAAUUUUAAAUGCUAAA